CGUCAGUCGGAUUCAUUCCGCUAUCAUAAGUUCACCGACAUUCAAUCUCAUUCAUGAUUCGACAGUACCAGUGUCGCUGCAUACGGUCUUAAGAUUUUUCCAUCGCGGUGCGGAUCGAGAAAUUUCACAUGCGUAAUCGAUUGCGUGGAGUUAAUGUUGCUUCAGGUUGCUUCUCGACAAUCUUUCGUUCAUCCGCUGAAGUGCUGACGAGAACCAUCAUGUUGACAAUUUCCCAAAUGCACAUAAAGGGCUCAAGUUUGAGUCAUCAACAGUAGUUAUCUCCCCCACAAUCUCACUCGUUUGCCUAUCCACUAGAUAUGACUCUCGCCGGCCAUGCCAACUUUCGCUUGCGUAUCUUGAAGGACAUCUUUCAUGCACUAGUCGUACCCCCCGUGCUGGUUUCGUUGUGCUAUAAGACGUUAAACCUUCAGUUUGGAUGGUGGUCGAUACCAGCCUGUCUUCUGGCCGUUGCACUUGCGGCAUUUAUCAGAGUGCAGUAUUCUGACUUUGUUCAAGCACGGGAAGCACGGCAGCUUGGUGCUAGACCGAUUCCCCGAGUUGUGGGGAAAUGGCCAGGGAAUAUUGACGUGAUGCUCAAACUCAAGAAAGCGCUUGCCUCUCAGUACAUCUAUGAGCCUUACCUGGAAUUAUUUGAAGAAUAUCAGUGCACAACACUCAACACACGCUUUCUUUGGGUUGACAAUAUUAUUUCCAUGGAUCAAGAGCACUCUAAAUAUGCACUGGCCACAGGGUUUGGUCAGUUCUGGAGAGGCCCUGCCCAAAGAGAGCGAUUAGAAAGUUUCCUAGGCGAUGGAAUUUUCAAUCGGGAUGACGAGAAAUGGAAAUAUCACCGUUCACUCGCACGACCUUUUUUCACCCGCGAUCGCAUAUCUGAUUUCGAGUUGUUCGAAAAAUACACCAGCCUCACGAUAACCAUGUUAUCAGAUAUCGCCUCGCGCGAUGAGCCCUGUGAUCUCCAAGACCUUUUUGCUAGGUUCACCAUCGACGCCGCCUCGGACUCCCUGUUUGGGCAAAACUUGGACACAUUGUCCAAGAAGCUUCCUGCUCCUAUUUCCGGCUGCCAGAGUGAUAGAGGCUCUGCGACAGAUGACUCGUGGGGAACAUUUACCCAAGCAUUCGAAGCGGUGCAACGCAUAAUCACCAUGAGAGGUCGCACUGGCUCCAUUUGGCCCGUAUUUGAGCUUUUCGAAGAUAAAACUGCCCCACACGUCGAGAUCAUCAAACGAUGGUUGGAUCCAUUGGUAAAACAAACAUUGGACAAUAAGGCGGCUGCCCAGAAAAUCGGUCUGCGGAGUCCAACAGAAGAAAAGACUUUCUUAGAGCACCUAGCGGACAGUACCGAAGACGCUGGAAUGAUUCGUGAUCAGCUGCUUAAUGUUCUCUUGGCCGCUAGGGACACCACUGCGUGCCUUUUGACCUAUGUGAUAUAUUUCAUGUCAUUGUAUCCGAAGAUCGCGGCCAAGAUGCGGCAAGAGGUAAUCGACGUGUGUGGCAACAAUAUUCCUACCCACGAAGAUAUUCGAAAACUGAAAUAUGUUAAAGCGGUUAUUGAUGAAACUCUCCGUCUUUACCCGCCCGUCCCGUUGAAUCAGCGACAGAGCAGACCUCAGCCUUGCACGCUCCCUCCGCCAGAUUGUACCUAUCCCACUGAAUCUCGGCAACCAUUAUAUUUACCGAAGUCGACGACAUUCUGGUACUCGACACUCUUGACACAGCGUAACAAAGCACUCUGGGGACCUGAUGCGGACGAGUUCGAUCCUGAGCGAUGGAUUGAUCCUCAGAGAGUGGCGCGGUUCACGUCGAAUCCGACGAUGUUCACUCCAUUUAGCGCAGGACCUCGCAUUUGCAUUGGCCAGAAUUAUGCAUACAAUGAGGCAUCAUUCUUCCUUGUGCGACUACUUCAGCACUUCGACACUUUUACACUCGCAAUGGACGCACAACCCGCUUUUUCCUUGCCACCUGCUGAGUGGAAGCUGGGUCGGGGCAGACAGGCGGUGGAGACGAUUCGUCCCGAAGCCACAAUGACGCUUUUCAUCAAGGGUGGCUUAUGGAUAAGAAUGAAAUCCGUGCACUCACCCUGAUCUAUGGACUUAUGGGUUCUUUAAGGACCGUUUGGCACAUGGAAAUUCAUUUGUAUUGUCAUUGUUGCAUAUUUCAUACUCACUGGAUCAUUUGUACAUGGAUCAAAGACACUCUAGAUAUAUCUGGCGGCACCUCCCCGUAUUACCAUCAUGUUUCAGGAUGUGAAUUUUUCUUUUCCCGUUACUUAAGAGCGAUAAGUCUCAUCAUACUAUUAGUCUACGUUACUACGUGUGUUUGGAAGUACACGGAGCCAUUACGGUUUCCAUCAGAGCAGAUGAGGGCAUGUGUAUAAAGCUACGAGGAUCAAGACAUCAUCCAUUCAUAUUGUGACG
Molecule: messenger RNA, 2435 nt
Organism: Suillus paluster
Lineage: Eukaryota; Fungi; Basidiomycota; Agaricomycetes; Boletales; Suillaceae
Product: cytochrome P450 monooxygenase CYP63
Exons: 10
Coding region: 318-2102 (594 amino acids)
Molecular function (GO): oxidoreductase activity, acting on paired donors, with incorporation or reduction of molecular oxygen; monooxygenase activity; heme binding
Source: RefSeq, a predicted model, not a curated record